AGUGCAGAGAUUCUGGCAAGUUUGCGGCUGGCUUGCUGGCGGCUGGCAGCCAUUUCUGAAUUGAUAAGAUGUCGGACAACGAAGACUACGAGAGUGGAAGUGAAGCUGGUAGCAGAAGCUACCAGGGCAGCGACGCGGGAAGCGAUGCUGGCAGCGAGGUGGGAAGUCCGCGAGCGAGCGAUGCCGGAAGUGCCCGGGGAAGCGGAAGCGGACGUGGAAGUGGACGCGGCAGUGAUGCCGGUAGUUACAGGGGCAGCGACUCUGAACCAGAGAAUGGAGAUGCGAGGAGUAGAAGUGCUUCGAGGAGUCGCAGCCGAAGUAGGAGUGGAAGUCCGAGGAGAAGUAGGAGUCGUAGCCGAAGUCGUAGCAGGAGUCGCAGCCGAAGUCGCAGCCCCAGUGGUUCAGAAGCCGAAGAAGUCGAUGGAAGGGAACGUGAACCAUCAGUGAGUGACGAAGAAGAACCUGAAGGGGAGGACCUGAAUUCCGAGGAUGAAUUCGACGAAGAGGAAGAAGAAGAGGACGAGGGCCCUCGCAGCAAAAAGAAGAAGAAGAACGACAGGUUUGGCGGUUUCAUCAUCGACGAGGCGGAGGUCGAUGACGAGUUUGAGGAUGAGGAGGAGUGGGAGGAGGGUGCUCAGGAGAUCGGCAUCAUCGGCAACGAAAUGGAAGAGUUGGGGCCGACCGCGCGCGAAAUCGAAGGCAGGCGCCGAGGGACCGCCUUGUGGGAUUCGCAAAAGGAGGCGGAGAUCGAAGAGUACCUGCGCAAAAAGUACGCGGACGAGUCGAUAGCGUCGCGGCACUUUGGCGACGGCGGCGAGGAUAUGUCAGACGAGAUCACCCAGCAGACGCUGCUGCCCGGCGUCAAGGACCCCAACCUGUGGAUGGUCAAGUGUCGCAUCGGUGAGGAGAAGGCCACCGCCCUUCAGCUCAUGCGCAAGUACAUCGCCUAUCAGGGCACCGAGCCGCUGCAGAUCAAGUCGGUCGUGGCGCCCGAAGGACUCAAAGGCUAUAUCUACAUAGAGGCGUUCAAACAGCCGCACGUGAAGCAGGCGAUCGAGAACGUGAGCAAUCUGCGCAUGGGCUUCUGGAAGCAGCAGAUGGUGCCCAUCAAGGAGAUGACAGAUGUGCUGCGAGUGGUGAAGGUGCAGACGGGCCUCAAGCCGAAGCAGUGGGUGCGAGUCAAGCGAGGUCUCUACAAGGACGACAUUGCGCAGGUCGAUUAUGUCGACUUGGGCCAGAACCAGGUGCAUCUCAAGCUGCUGCCUCGCAUUGACUACACGCGGCCACGUGGUGCCCUCAGAACGACACAGGUAACUCUAUGUGGCUACUACAUCUAUACUCAGAAUGACACAGGUCGUAGCAACUAUGUAGCUACUAUCAGAUGUAGGGAUGGGCACGUAGAGGGACAGUUUGAUAUUCUUGUGUUCUCUGCAAACUAAUCAUUUGAACCAAAUGUGUUCGAAGGUGUGAAGCCAACUCUAUCUGAGCUGGAGAAGUUUGAAGAGGCGCCGGAAGGCGUUGACAUUGAGCUGUCGGCCACCAACAAGGAGGACGGACCCGGCCACUCGUUCAGUGCCGGUGACAAUGUCGAAGUGUGUCAGGGUGAAUUGAUGCACCUGCAGGGCAAAAUCCUUGCCAUUGACGGCAACAUGAUCACCAUCAUGCCCAAGCAUGAAGAUCUAACGACACCUCUUGAGUUUCAAGCGAAUGAAUUGCGGAAAUACUUCAGCAUGGGAGACCACGUGAAAGUAUUGAGUGGUCGAUACGAAGGAGAUACUGGACUCAUUAUUCGAGUUGAAGACAAUAGGAUUGUCCUGUUCUCGGAUUUGACAAUGCACGAGCUGGAAGUUUUGCCUCGGGAUUUGCAGCUAUGUACCGACAUGGCCACAGGUGUGGACUCCCUCGGUCAAUUCCAAUGGGGCGACAUGGUACAGUUGGAUUCACAGAAUGUUGGAGUGAUUGUGAGACUGGAGCGAGAAAACUUCCACAUUCUGAAUAUGCAAGGAAAGUUAGUGGAAGCCAAACCCCAGGCUCUGCAUAAAAAGAAAGAGUUCCGAAACACUGUUGCCCUGGAUUAUCAACAGGCCACUAUUCAGAAAAGAGACAUUGUCAAAGUCAUUGAUGGACCACAUGCCGGACGCAGUGGUGAAAUCAAGCAUCUGUAUCGCAGUUACGCAUUCCUAUUUUCAAGACAAUACCUGGACAAUGGAGGCAUAUUCGUGUGCAAGACAAGGCAUCUUGAACUUCCAACCGAGAAGAGGAACAACAACAACAUGAACAACAUGAAUGCCGGCUUCAUGUCUCCACGCAUCUCGUCGCCGUACCACCCGAGUGGGGGUGGUGGUGGUGCAAGAGGGGGCGGAGGAGGAGGGCGUGGCAGGGGAGGCGGAGGAGGUGGGGUGCGCAGGGACCGUGAUCUCAUCGGACAGACUAUCAAAAUCACUGGAGGAUCUUACAAAGGUAAUGUUGGUAUGGUUAAGGAUGCUACAAUGACAACUGCACGUGUGGAAUUGCAUUCGUCUUGUCAGACGAUAUCCGUCGACAGAUCUCAUAUUGCCAGUGUGGGAACUCCUUCAAAGGACGGAAGCUUUACCACAUACAGCCGUACCCCGUCUGGUGGAUCGGCGACCCCUGCCUACCAACAAGGCAGCAAGACUCCCAUUCACGGGUCUCAAACACCUCUCUACGAAGCUGGCUCGCGUACACCGUACGGUGGCGCGACACCGUCGCACGACGGCUCACGGACACCGGGCGCCUGGGACCCGACCAUCACGAACACGCCGGCACGCUCCGACAUGGACACGUUUUCGCUGGACGAGGGGGGCUACGGUGGUGGCUCAGGGGGAGGGGGUCCUGCCGGGGGGCCCUACACGCCGCAGACCCCCGGCACCCCUGGCAUGUACGGAUCGGAUCCGUCAUACUCGCCGUAUCCCGCGUCGCCCUCGCCUACUGGAUAUCACAGUGGCAGUUCAGCGUACGUGGAAACGCCUAGUCCAAGCAGUGGCGUUCCGCCCUAUGGCACUCCGUCCCCUGUCAAUUACAGUCCACUGGCUGAUGGUGGAGGCCAAUCACCUUACAACCCACAGACGCCUAGUUCAGGCAUGGAAAGUCCAAUGCAAGAAUGGCAUACGGUUGACAUUGAGGUGAGAGUAAGAGAUUCACAGAUUGAUGCUGGACUUGCUAGGCAAACAGGAAUCAUCAAGGGUAUAAGCGGCCUGAUGUGCACAGUGUUCCUGCCGGACGAGGACCGAACGGUGAGCAUUGGCUGUGAGCAUCUGGAGCCAGUGGUGCCAAUGCAAGGCGACCAGGUCAAGGUCAUAAUGGGCGAGGAGCGCGAGAUGGUUGGCUCGCUCAUUUCCAUCGACAAUGCCGAAGGAGUCGUCAAGCUCCGCUCGGACAAGUUCAGCGAGCCUGUCGAGGUCAAAAUGUUGCCGCUAAGGUCACUCUGUCGCUACAAGCCUACUGGAUAAACAUUCACUGUUAUUCGCUCUAUUUAUAUUGUGGACAAUGAAAUUGUGCAUGAAACAGUUUUCAUAGUUCAAUGUGUUGCACGACCUAAAGUGAGAUGUGGGCUUCAUGUAGACCACUUGCUAAUCAUUCACUAUUAUUUUUUCUAUAAUGUGGACGAUGAAAUAUUGUAAGAAGGAAGUUCUGUAUUAAAUAUUAUAUUAUAGGACGAAUAAUAUUUAUAUAUGUGGACAGUUAUGAAUGAAUCAUUGUUGAACGAUCCAUUCAGUUAUCACUGUUCAAUUUGUUGCAUUAGAGGUUAUCUAACCUAAAGUGAGAUGUGGGUUUUAUUUAGACCACUGGCUUGUAAUGUCUAUUCACUAUUAAUUACUUUUUAUUAUCUGGGACGAUUGAUUCAGUUAUCUCUGUUUAAUGUGUAAAGGUUUAUCCAACCCAAUGAGCAAAUAUGGGCUUCACCUAGCCUACUGGCGUGUAAUUCACUUUUUAUCUACUUUGGAUUCAGUUAUUACUGUUGAAUUUGUUGCAUUUGAGUUUAUCCGACUGGAAGUGGAAAUGUGGGCUACACUCAACUCAUUGGCUAUUAAAAUCUAGUAUUUAUGGAUUGAUAUUUCAAGAUAAUAAUGCCGAGAAUUAAUUAUUUGAUAUUCAUAUUUUAUACUGUGUUUACUAUCAAUUUAUUAUCACACUUUGUUGUCACUGAUAUGUUGAAUUUAAAUUUAUCAAGCAUGCUGGGAAAGUGAGGGCUUUAUCACUAGAUCAAGUACGGUAGUUUAUACUGUCGCGUAUCUAUCAUGUGAUAUGUAUAAUUUGAUAUUUCAAUUCCAUACUGUGGGGGGGAUUAGAAUCACCCACUACUAAUUUAAUAAUCAUUUGUUAUUGUUUUAUAUUAUACUAUUGAAGAAACAGCGUUUAACACAGACCGUACAUUGUAAUCAAAUGAAGAUGAAGAUCUAAUCGAAUCUUACAUCAAGAAAGAGGUUCAUCUCGAAGCUUUUGACAUGGAUGAGGUAAAGGAUUUGGGAAAGUUCGAUAAAUACGGUCAUUUUGUGUGGAGUUCUAAAACGCGAGAGCCCGCUGACUCAUGGCUUGAAGGCGAGGGCUCAAAACCCAGUUGAACGGGCUGUCAAUCGGUCCCAUGUGAAUGAAGUGGGAGGUGACGAAACCCCAACUAGCAAAGUAUUGAAGUAGAGGCUCAAAAACGUCAGAAACUUGAUGGAGGGCAGAUAAACUGUCCAAGGAGCCAUUGGUCGUUUACAACAUUCUCGAUUUGACAAGAACUCUUGACUCCUUGAAUGGUUCCUCUGUCCUACAUCACGUUUUCGAUGUCCUUUAGUCUGUGCUUCAACACUACUAGUUGUAAUACUACAUGGAUCAGGUCUACAUGGAUCAGGGUCAGUAACAUGGGGCCGAUUGACAGCCCGUUCAACUGGUUUUGAGCCCUCGCCUUCAAGCCAUGAGUCAGUGGGCUCUCGCGUUUUAGAAUUCCACAUGAAAUGACCGUCUUUAUCGAACUUUCCCAAAUCUUUUUCCUCAAUCAUGUUGAAAACUUGGAGAGGAACAUCUUUCUUGCUGCGAGUCUCGAUCAGAUCUUCAUCUUCAUCAGAUAACAAUCUACUAUCGUCAUCGUCGGUGUCAAACGCUGUUUCUUCAAUAUUAUCCAAUACAAAAACGAAUGAUUAUAAAAUUAGUAGAGGGUGAUUUACAAUAUCUUAUGUACACCACUGCAUUUUAGAAUUACAUAAAUAGUGAUUUCAAAGUUAAAUUCAAAUAUUUUCAAUGAUUAGACGUGAUAGCGGAAAUUCUUUGAUAAAAGUAGAAUGGUAAUAGAAAAUUGAAUCUUGAAUGGAAUCCAUCAAGCUUUAUGAUUUGUUAAUUUCCUUGUAACAUGAACUCCAGUUCUUAAUGAAAUUGUGAACAGUUUUUACUAUUUAUAUUGAUUUGAAAGUUUUUCAGAUAAUUCUGAAUUACUAAAUUUUCAGUAAUGCGUUUGAUCAUUUUUGAUCGUUCAUCAAGAAGAUCUUAUUCAAUAAGAGAUACUACAUCUUGAAUAACUGUGGAUAUUUUCAUAAAAAUGUUCUCACCAAUUUUUGAUCUAUUAUAAAUAGGUUCUUUUGAUUAACAACAUGUGGUGUAAUUGAUGAUGAUACAUGAAAGAAGUUUUAUUGCUCUUGACAUAACUUGAAUAUUCAAAUAUAUAUAUAUAUUCUCACUCUAACUGUAAAAUAUGAUAAAUGAAUUCAUUCUAGUAAAUGAAAAACUGAGUUAUUCAAUUGAAGCUUACUCGUUUAGUUCAAAUGUUCAUAAGAAAUUUCGAGAUAUACCUAGAUGACCUUCUAGGAUUUUUCAAUGACUCAAUGUUUUGUAAUAAUUGUAUGUUUGUUUAUUUGAUUAUAGAAUAAUAAAUUAAUAUUUGAUAGAAUAAAAUGCUUUAUUUUGAACACAAUAAAACACACUAUUCAAUA
Nilaparvata lugens (brown planthopper) is the source of this 5930-nucleotide messenger RNA. RefSeq names its product transcription elongation factor SPT5 (gene Spt5). The transcript is spliced from 19 exons. Gene Ontology annotation, cellular component: DSIF complex. Gene Ontology annotation, molecular function: mRNA binding; protein binding. The record is from RefSeq and is a predicted model, not a curated record. NCBI's taxonomy places the organism in Eukaryota, Metazoa, Arthropoda, Insecta, Hemiptera, Delphacidae. Gene Ontology annotation, biological process: transcription elongation by RNA polymerase II; regulation of DNA-templated transcription elongation; transcription elongation-coupled chromatin remodeling.